Monosiga brevicollis MX1 is the source of this 1779-nucleotide messenger RNA. RefSeq lists its product as uncharacterized. NCBI's taxonomy places the organism in Eukaryota, Choanoflagellata, Craspedida, Salpingoecidae. Bases 1 to 1779 code for a protein of 592 amino acids. The record is from RefSeq and is a predicted model, not a curated record. The transcript has 2 exons.
AUGAGCCCGGACUGCAAAUGCACAUGCGCCCCUUCAUGCCAGCCAUGCUUUGAUCGUGCUAACACGGAGCACGUGGAUACUGCUGUGAGCUUCCGGCAGCUCAAAGAGGCAGAGCGCAUUGGCUAUGUCAGGGCCAUCAUGUUCGCCAAUGCGGCAGCCCCAGGUGCAGAAUCUAAUUUGGUGGCCAAUCCGCGACGCCCUCCGCCCAAACGUCGCAAGAACGAGCCCGCGACCGAAGGUGUCGGCGGUGUACUUCCGACAGGCGGGCAGACGCAGAAAAGGUACUCCAUCAUGACUUAUACCAUGCGCGGCCAAAGGCUUUGCCCGGGUGGAUUCAGCGCCUUCACGCAGCUCAGCAAGAGGACACUGGCUGUUCACCACGCUCAGGUCGCCGGUAGCAUGCUGUUCACCCCCUACGUCUCGAACAAACCAGGAACCAAAGACAGUCAGAGAGCGCAUACGCGCAUUGCGCUCGCUUUUCUCGAUGCCUUUGCAGCGCGAGAGGCCGACUGUUGUCCCACUGGACGAGGCAGUAGACGGGGCGCGCCGUUGCUUCUUCUACCAUCACACACCAAGAAGAAGGAUGUCUAUGACGCAUACAAGGAGGCAUAUGCGGGGAUGGCCGAGCUUGAGAAGGCAAACCAGAACCCAACCGCAGCAAGCCCUCGAGCCACCCCUUUGGCACGAAAGUCAUUUCUCGAUUUGUGGAGCAAAAGCCGGCCUAAUAUUCGGAUUCAGAGGACUGGAAGCGACUUUUGCGACCUCUGCUUCCGACUGAAGCAGGAAGCACCCACGAACGAGACCGCAGCGGAUGGCCUCACUGCUCACCGCCUUCAUUACCUUGAAGAGCGUGACUUUUACCACUUUCUGCGGAGCAAUACCAAAGAAGCCAGCGUGCCGUAUGUCCACGUGACGUUUGACUUUGCCGAGAAACUUCUUCUGCCGCGUCUUCAGAAACAGCCAGGCCAGAUGUAUUUGUUAAAUGGACUCCAUGUGGACCUUUUCGGCGUACUAAUCAGCAACAUCAAAACGCAAUUCACCUUCCCCCUCGUCGAGGGGCAUUGGCCAAUGGCAAACGACGCCAACGUAGUAUGUGCCAUGCUUCACCAUACGCUAUCAUCCGAGCGCGUGAAGAGUCUGCCCGGUAUUCGCAACUUGGAGCUUCACGCCGACAACUGCGAUGGCCAGAAUAAAAAUAGAUGGAUUCUUUGGUACCUCGCAUGGAGAGUCGCGACACAGCGCAAUGACUCCAUUCGUCUUCACUUUAUGGUGGCUGGGCACACCAAGAAUCAUUGUGAUGCUCAUUUUAGUCUCAUCAAGCGAGCUGUGAAGAGCAAAGACAUCUGGACCCCGUUGGAUGUCGAGCACGCCGUGGCGACCAGCACCAAGUCGUCGUCAGCGUGUGUACCCGGCAAUAUGGUUGAUUGGCGAGACUGGAAAGGAUACCUUGAGGGGUUUUUCGAUGGCCUCGUGCCCUCUAUCACCACUUUCGCGCACUUUGAGUUCCGGAAAGACAUUCCAGGCUGCGUGUUGGUGCGUCACAGGCCGACGGGGCAGCCCAAGCUCUACACGCUGAUGAAGCAAGGUAUAGACCAUUCCAACCUUGUGCCAUCGGCACCCAUCCGGCAGCUGGACAUUAAAUCCCUCGACGCAUGCUUCAUUGAUAAGAAAAAGGACCUGACCCGUCGACAGUACCUUAAGCGACAUAUUCUCGAGCGCUAUCGGCACGACGACCACGACCAUAUGGCAAGCGAGUUUUUUGGAGACGCUGCAGAGUAG